AUGGCAGAUCAGGAUAGUAAAAUCGGCAUAAAAAAAAAAAGAAAAAAAGACAUAGUUACUGAGGGCCUUGACAGCACUGCUUCAGUGGAUCAGCUGAUAGAAACUUUGCACUCAAAUAAACGGAAGAGCAAACUCUAUAUACUAUACAGUCAAGCAGUCAGGCAGAGACAUACAACUGUUGGAAAAUAUCUAAAUAACGCACACUAUCUUCUUCCUGGACAUCCAUUGAACAUGUUCAGUGAAGAUUGGGACGGAGGCCUCAACUCAGGCUACUUUGAAUCAUUUUCUUACAAAAGUCUAAUGCCUAAAAUUAUAUCCACAAUUAGAAACAUAGAAAUGAGAGAUCCAGUCACAGAGUAUAUGAAGAAAAAGAUGGCCUGGCAAGAUACUUUAAAUGAUUACAAAAGGAUUAUGAGUUUAAUGAGCAAACGACACAAGUAUGAAUGGAUCAAUGAAGAAGUGUUGCACUGUCCUAAGCAGUUGUUAGAAGUAGCUGCCCAUUAUGAGCAGAACCCAGACCCCUACUUUGAUAGCAGUUACAACUGGUACUACGCAGGGCAUGGUAACAUGCAUUGUAUAGUGCUGAAUGGUCUGGACUUUUUAUUGCGUAGUGAAUUGAGCUGCUUAUAUCUCACCCCAUUUUCAAAACACAACCUAUCUAUAGAUCACGAAAACGAAACAAAAUAUGACUGCGGAGAAGACAUGAAUAUCUUAGAAAUAACAUCAUCGCAAAAUAUAAUUGCACUGCGAACCAGAAAUAAAAUAAUAAUUUUGAAAAUAACAGAUGACUGUUCAAUAAAUAUAGACAAAAUUAAAGAAAUGGACUCAAACAUACCAUUUACGGGAAUAUCGUUUGAUGAGUAUCACAAAAAUAUUUUAUACGUGACAACAUUAGACUUCAGGCUCACAAUAGUAAACAUAGAUAGAAUGACAGGACGAAGCAAACAGCUACGUGCCGACGUAAGCAGUUUAUUGAACAAUUGGAGUACUGUCAUUGGUUCAGAGAGGGGCUAUUACUCUCAUAUAUCAAAGAACUCUGUCACCCUAUACGACAAGCGAACAAACUGUGCCUUUCAGCGAUGGAAAAAUCUUAGAAACAUCACUGACGAUGUUGCCUGCAAUGAUAUAAGUGUUGCCAGACAUGGAACAGAUAAACGGCUCAUGUACAUAGGGACGGAUCACCACCUAUUUUUAGUUGAUUUAAGAUAUAAUAAAACAGAAAGGAAUAAAUUAAAAGCGGUGCAGAGGUGGACUCAUGGUAUGCAGUGUCUCCCAACUUAUAUGUCAGUAUGUAAAUUCGAAUACAAUAAAGAAUUGAUAUGUAUGAGCAGUCAGUGGUGUGAGGAUAUCUGUGUUGUCAGUAACUAUGCGGAUAGAUUGACCAGGCCCAGUGAUAUUAACAGUGUCAGUAUACCAUAUCGACCUCCAAGUAUUUUACAGGUUUUCACUGAAGCUAGAGAAAAAAUGUUAUGUUGUGAUGUAUAUAAUCCAAUCAAUAAUCGGUUGUGUAGCUCUGUUAUAGGAUUAUCGGUUUUGGAACAAGAUGAUAACUACGAAAUACUAAUGUUGAAUUCACUCGGGGAUGUUACAUGUCACACUUUGUGCCCGAAAUAUAUGACUGCAUUCUUCGAGGACACUAGUGCGGAACUUUUAAACGAAUGGAGUAAAUCUUUUAAAAACAAAACGAAGGAAUUUAAAGUGUCUUCUGUAAUUGAUAUAAGUAAUAUUUGGAAGGAAUUGAAAAGAAUACCUGACGAUUAUAAGUUUGGUGAAAAUAAGUUUGUUAGGAGAAGUUUGAAAUUUAAUGAGAAAGAAAUAUAUGAUGCGUUUGAGAAUGAGGAAGUUGAAAUGGGACUGUUAGAUAUAUGGACUAAUAAAGAAUCGCAGUGCACUAAAGACGAAUCAUCUUUAAACUUAUUUUUUGCUGACGACUAA
Messenger RNA from Arctia plantaginis, 1935 nucleotides. NCBI's taxonomy places the organism in Eukaryota, Metazoa, Arthropoda, Insecta, Lepidoptera, Erebidae. The record is from the annotation of a GenBank genome assembly.